This is a messenger RNA of Choloepus didactylus (southern two-toed sloth), 2591 nucleotides long. RefSeq names its product thioredoxin domain containing 15 (gene TXNDC15). The coding region runs from base 1146 to 2024 and encodes 292 amino acids. The transcript is spliced from 7 exons. The record is from RefSeq and is a predicted model, not a curated record. NCBI's taxonomy places the organism in Eukaryota, Metazoa, Chordata, Mammalia, Pilosa, Megalonychidae. Gene Ontology annotation, biological process: cilium assembly. Gene Ontology annotation, cellular component: cilium.
CCUCUCACCAAUCCUAUGAAAUAGAUGCCGUUAGUGUCUCUGUUUUACAGAUAAAGGAGGUGAGGCUCAGAGAGGCUAAGUAAUUUGGCCAAGUUUACACUUUUGGGAAAUGGCAGCACCCGUCUCUGACUUCAAAGCCUAUGCUUUCUUUGGCACCUUGCUAGACCACUUUGUUAAAUAGGUCACUCUUGCUUAAAUGUCUGCACUAAGGACUGACCAGAAAAACACAGGAGACUCACAGGGGAACCCCCUUGCUUACCAGGGCACACUCUCAGGGCCUCUUCAGAGGUGGGGAAGAGGAAAAGCAACCACUGUGGAGGAGGGGAGUGAAGACCCUUUUCCCAUGCUUUUUCACCCCACUCUUCAUAGCCCUGUUAAAGUCUUGCUUGUUAUUUAGACCUUUGCAGGAAUUGGCAGGUCUUUCGCUGGGGUGCCCUGGAGGAUACGUAGCAUCAGACUGUUGCUGAGCCAGGGGAAACGUGAGGAAUAGUAACCCAACUACCAUUUAUGGAAACACUCACUUUGUGCCAGAUGUUGUGCCUAUUGUUUUACUUGUAUCAUCUUAUUUUUGUGUGGAUAAAUCAAAAAGAGAGGACUUGGCUUAUUUUUGAAAGUUUGGAUGAUCACCAGAAGAAUCCAAAGCAAACAUUCACUAACAGUGAUUUCCUGGCUGCAAGAAAGGAAGGAGGAUGUUGGAAAGAUUGCUUCCAUCCUGAGGCCUGCCUUGUGAGAGAGGAGAAAAAUUCCCAAGGAAAAGAAAAGAACCAUGUCUUACAACUGGAAGGCAGAAUCUCUACAAUGCUCAGGAAGCAGAAGUGGAAACCAUACCUGUGGAAUAGGUCUGUCUCUGCAAAAGCUUGAGCGGUAUCACCUGGCUGCCACUGUGCCACGCCUGGAGGAGCCAGAGUUUCUGCCUCAACAAGCUGCCAUUCAGGGCACUCGGUGGCCAGCAGCUGUGCUUUGCCACUCAGGGAUGACACAUACUCCGAAGCCUAGAGCCCAAUCCUUGCUGUGAGGGAGACCAACCUGUGACUUCUGAGGCAGCAGUUGCAGAGGGAAGUGGUCACUUGUCUGAGGAACAGCCUGCUCACCCUCUCCAGGUGGAGGCUGUGUAUCUGAGCGAGGAGGAGCCCCCGCGUGGCCCGAUGGGCCAGGACACGUCAGCAGAAGAGGCUGGUGCAGUGCUGGGACUGGACACUGAUGAUGAUCGCAUGGUGAUGUUGUCUGUGAUUCCAGGGGAAGCUGAGGACAAACUGAGCUCAGAGCCCAGUGAUGGCACCUGUGGGGCUGGAGGGGAGGAGGACUCAAGGUGCAAAAUCAGAGAGAGCCUCUUCUCUUUGGACAGCGCUGGAGCAAACUUCCCUGAUAGAGAAGAGGAGUAUUACACAGAGCCAGAAGUGGCAGAAUCUGAUCUAGCCCCAACAGAGGACUCCAAUAACACUGAGAGUCUGAAAUCCCCAAAGGUGAACUGUGAGGAGAGAAAUGUGACAGGAUUAGAAAAUCUCACUCUGAAAAUUUUAAAUACGUCACAGGACCUUAUGGACUUUCUAAACCCAAACGGUAGUGAUUGCACUCUAGUCCUGUUUUACACCCCUUGGUGCCGAUUUUCUGCCAGUUUAGCCCCUCAUUUUAAUUCUUUGCCACGGGCAUUUCCAGCUCUUCAUUUUUUGGCACUGGAUGCAUCUCAACACAGCAGCCUUUCUACCAGGUUUGGCACCGUAGCUGUUCCUAACAUUUUGUUAUUUCAAGGAGCUAAACCAAUGGCUAGAUUUAAUCAUACAGACCGAACACUGGAAACUCUGAAAAUCUUCAUUUUUAAUCAGACAGGUAUAGAAGCCAAGAAAAAUGUGGUGGUAACUCAGGAUGACCAAAUAGGCCCUCUUCCCAGCACGCUGAUAAAAAGUGUGGACUGGUUGCUUGUAUUUUCCUUAUUCUUUUUAAUUAGUUUUAUUAUGUAUGCCACCAUUCGAACUGAGAGUAUUCGGUGGCUAAUUCCAGGACAAGAGCAGGAACAUGCAGAGUAGUGAUGGGCUGAAAGGAGAAGUUGGAAAGAUAAAUUUCAAUCCUUCAUUGCAGAAAUUAAUGCUGUGAUCACAUACAUUUUCUUCAGUGAAGUGUUGGCUUGCAGUGUCACUCAGAAUAAAAGAAUCAUGCAUUUGUUCAACUACUGAAUGUGUAAAAAAAAAUCUAAGCUGGUGUUUUAACUAGUAUUGUAACAAGCAAAUGCAAUAUUCAAGAAUUCAGUAUUGUUUUUACUACUUGAGCAUAAUACAAUAUUUUAAGGAAGUAACCAGUUUAAUAUGUGAAGAUGUAUUCUGGUGGAAUAGUGAGUAGAAUAAUAUGCUAUAUACUAUAUACUAUAUAGAAGGCAGAAAUCAGACUUUAGAUUAUACUUUUAGAAAACUCUUGAUUCCCUAUAUGUCUAAGAAGGUUGGUUUCCUAUUCUUUUGCAAUUUCUCUUCCAAAGUCCAUGAACAGGAAUGUGCUCUGCAAGGAGCAGAGUAACUAGAAUGAAUAAAUGAGCUCACAAGUAGCAACUGCUACUUGGUGUCUUUAUUGAUGGGGAAAUAAAAGUGUCAAAUACCUUGGUA